Molecule: messenger RNA, 723 nt
Organism: Melozone crissalis (California towhee)
Lineage: Eukaryota; Metazoa; Chordata; Aves; Passeriformes; Passerellidae
Gene: MEOX1
Product: mesenchyme homeobox 1
Exons: 3
Coding region: 1-723 (240 amino acids)
Biological process (GO): positive regulation of transcription by RNA polymerase II
Cellular component (GO): nucleus
Molecular function (GO): RNA polymerase II cis-regulatory region sequence-specific DNA binding; DNA-binding transcription factor activity, RNA polymerase II-specific
Source: RefSeq, a predicted model, not a curated record
AUGGAUCCCAGCAGCAGCAGCUGCAUGAGCAGCCCACAGCCUCCCCCCCUGCUCUGGGGCUGUGUGAGGAGCUCCCACCCCGAGCUGAGCUCAGCUCCAGGGCUCAGCCACUACCCAGCAGCACCGUUCUCCUUCCAGCAAAAAGCAGAUUUUGCUGCUUACUCUGAUUUCUCAGCCUCCUGCCUGGUGCCAGCUCCCCACAGCUUCCCCCAGGAGCAGCACCCCUCGUUCCAGCACCCUGAGUGGCACCUGGCAGCGCCUGAGGCCACCAGAGGAGCAAACCCAGGGCUGGCCUUGGCUUCUGGAGAGUCAGAGGGCAGCAGCACCAGCCUGGUGAGCGUGGCUGUGGAUGAGGAUGAUGAGGCACCAGCAAAUCCUACAAGUGACUCUGAGAAAAAGCCAUCCAGAAGGAAAAAGGAAAGCUCAGAGACCCAGAACUCCAGCAAUAAGGCAGAAAGCAGCAGCAGAUCAAGGAAGGAAAGGACAGCAUUCACCAAGGAGCAGCUGAGGGAGCUGGAAGCUGAAUUUGCCCACCACAACUACUUGACAAGGCUCAGGAGAUACGAGAUAGCUGUGAACCUGGAUCUCACUGAAAGACAAGUCAAAGUGUGGUUUCAGAACAGAAGAAUGAAGUGGAAACGUGUUAAAGGUGGGCAAGCAGUGCCCCCACACGAACAUGACAUGGAGGAUGUGGACUCUGCUGCCUCCCCCAGCUCUGAGUAA